AUGGCCCAUAUUCCCCCGUACCCACUCUACAACAGGACGUACAACCUGUACCGCCUGUCCCCACUCCACUGCCACGACACGCCCCUCCUACUAGAAGCCUCACUCCGAACCCAUGCCAAGCGCCUAAAAGAACAGCUCAAAGGCGACAAUGUGCGAGGCGUCCAGGUCGACUUUGCCGGCGCUGAGGAUACCGCAAAGCUGGGGCCGCUGGACGAGUGCAGCUGGGACAUGAUCGGAGACGAAGAUGCCUGGAUUGACCGACAUCGCCAGUCGAUAGAUGUCGAUGCCUCGCACUUGUCAUCCCUCUCCCAGCUCUCUCCAGACCGCGCGCGAGGACUGCAAGUGAGCCUCGAGUACGAGAAGCAGACAUACAAUGCGCUCCUGCUGCGCGACCCAGGCGUCACCUCCUCGCCAAAGGGCUUCACAUCGCUACCACUGUUGCUUGUGAAAAUGCCGGGUCCAAUACGUGACAUCUUUCUGAACUAUCUCCGAACGACCUUCGAUGCCUACGUUGCGCCCUUGAAGCUGCCCUCCCCCAUCAUCACUUCGAGUCUUGAGACAUACUUGAAGCACCUCUCAGCGCGCUACUCGACCCAAUCCAUCCAAGACAUUAUAAGACAGCUGCACAUCCAACUAGCCUUUCCCAAUAGUACAACUACCCUCAAGCACGUAGAGAUCACCAUCGCAGGUGCCGACAUCUCCGGUUUCGUCGACCGUGGCAGGCUGCUCAAAGAUACCCGCAACAAGCCCUUUACAGCUGCGUUGUCCACCUAUCUCAAACAACACCUCGCUCUCGACAUAUCGCACCCCAAAGUUCAGAUAUCGCGCAUCGCCUGCAACAGUUUCCACCUCGGCACCGAACGACUGAAACUCGUCGCACCCGACCCCCUUGCAGACACAUCCUUCUCCGACGAAGGCGGCAUGUCACAAGAUGCAAGUGCAAGUGAGCUUGCCGUUCAGGAGCUCUAUACAUCGUUGGUCCGAGAGGCUGCUGGUAGCGGUAAGUUCCUGCCCGAGGACAUGUCUAAAGCUUCAAAGGAAGAGACACUGUCACCUACGGCAAGUGCUCAAGCGGGGCGGAGGAAGAGGGCUAUCAGCACCGCUGCUGUUGACAGCAACAACAAGAAGACCAAAGCAAGAGCCAAAGAGAGCGACCGAAAGAUCAACGGGAAUGAUGACAUGAUUGGUGUCUAA
Molecule: messenger RNA, 1194 nt
Organism: Alternaria postmessia
Lineage: Eukaryota; Fungi; Ascomycota; Dothideomycetes; Pleosporales; Pleosporaceae
Exons: 1
Coding region: 1-1194 (397 amino acids)
Source: RefSeq, a predicted model, not a curated record